Molecule: messenger RNA, 318 nt
Organism: Hydatigera taeniaeformis
Lineage: Eukaryota; Metazoa; Platyhelminthes; Cestoda; Cyclophyllidea; Taeniidae
Source: the annotation of a GenBank genome assembly
AUGUCGAAUGUUUUGCAUGCCUUGAAGGCGAAUCAUGAUGAAUGCGACCGUCAUUGCCAGGAUCUAGAAGAUGAGGUCCAGGCGUUGAAGCGGGAACGAUCGCGUCUUAGGCAGCAAAGUUCUGUUCAGGACCUCAUUAGAUCCAUUAGACAGCGACAAGUAACGCUUCAGCGUGACCUCAUGAACAGUCGACAAUUGGAGGCCGAAAACGCCAUGCAGAGGCGUUUGCUCUCGAAACUCUCCAGUGAACGUGACGCCCUUGUCAGCGUGGUAAGGUUAAAAGCGGAAAUGCAUUGCUUUGGCUGGACUAAAUAUUGA